Molecule: messenger RNA, 3443 nt
Organism: Paramormyrops kingsleyae
Lineage: Eukaryota; Metazoa; Chordata; Actinopteri; Osteoglossiformes; Mormyridae
Gene: nfkbiz
Product: nuclear factor of kappa light polypeptide gene enhancer in B-cells inhibitor, zeta
Biological process (GO): regulation of gene expression
Cellular component (GO): nucleus
Molecular function (GO): DNA binding; POU domain binding
Source: RefSeq, a predicted model, not a curated record
GGACCGGCAAUAGUGUCACUAAAGCGCAGUAAAAGAGAAGAGAGGAAAGUCAAAGGGGAAGUUAAGCUCGAAGUUACUGAACCAUAAAGACGAAUAGAAAGCCCCCUCAAACGAUAUGAUCAUUGAAACGACGGCGGAUGACUUAGGAGUCCUGAUGGACCAGGAGGGCGUGAUGACAGGCAGCCCGUGGAGUUUGUGGUCUUUCUUCGGAAACUCCUCGUCCCCGCCCGAGUCUGUCGGAGCCCGGUCUCCCGAGUCACCGAGUUCCGACUCCGACUCGGGAAAAACCUGGACAGUCACUCGCAGCCACAGCGAAACCUGCGCCUUUAAGAAAGGAGCACAGGGCGAUUCUUUGACCGUGACCGCGAAUCUGAAGGCGACGUACCAAGGCGUCCGAGUCAAGAACCCAGUCAAGGAGCUGAUCAUGCAGAAGCGCGGCAUGCAGGUGAGACUGUUCUCUAAAGGAGUCGAUAACUGCUCAGCUUUGACCACAGAUCAGCAAGGCAUCAACCGGCCAGCUUUAAGAUCCCCUCCUGGCAUUUCCAGCCCUAAGAAGCCAGCCUCAUGCCAGUACAGCCCGGUCAUCGUCCCCGACACUUAUCUAGGCAACAUCCAGGUGCUCUGUUGUCAUGGCGACGUGGAUGGUCCCCUAAAGGAUAAUGUCCAGAGCCCAGAGCACUUCCUGGGCAUUUGUGACAUUACGAGUGACAGCAGAGAGUGUUCCCCCGUUUCCUUGAUGACGGUGCAGGUACAGGAGAGCCCCUGCCCCCCCCAGAUGGACCUGGUUGGAAGCCCCCCCCAGAUGAACUUUCUGUCACAAAAACAGGAGCCAUCGCCUUAUCUCCCCAAUGACAAUUUGUCCUUUUACACCCCCCCAAAAUCCAUGCCCUCGUGUCUCCAUGAACAGAAUCAGGUCCCCAGCUACUUGCCCCAGACAGGCAUCACCGGUCCUUUCCCCACUCCCUUCACUCCCCAGCCAGAUCCUGCGGCCUUUUCCAUGCCGUUCACUACCCCAUCCACACAGAUCUUGGGGGGCAUGUCCUUCUUCCAGUGGCAGAUCCGUCAGGAGGAGGAAAAGCUGCAGAGACUGACCCCAGAUCAGCUGGCAGUGCAGGACGGAGACGGUGACACGAUCCUGAACAUCGCAGUGGCACAGGGGAGGCGGGCGCUGGCCUUCGUUCUCGCCAGGAAGAUGGCCGAAAUCGGCAUGUUAGACAUCAAGGAGCGUAACAGUCAGAGUGCCCUGCAGGUGGGCGUGGCCGCCAACCAGCACCUGAUUGUGCAGGACCUCCUGACACUAGGAGCUCAGAUCAACACUUUUGACCAAUGGGGGCGAACGCCGCUUCAUGUUUGUGCUGAGAAAGGCCAUGCCCUAAUGCUCCAGGCCGUACAGAGGACCAUGCAGGCCAGCAUGCAGCAAGUGGACAUGGAGGCCAUCAACUAUGAAGGUCUGACAGCACUUCACGUGGCGGUGCUGUCCCACAAUGCCGUGAUCCAGGAACUGGAGCAUGUUUCCCCGCUGAGCCCCCAGGCUGAGACGCUGUUGCAAAAGCGGAAGUUUCUAGGGGAGUGUGUCAGCACCCUGAUGGCCAUGGGAUCCUCCUACAAGAGCAAGGAUCGUAAAAGUGGGCGGACUGCGUUACACAUUGCCUCGGAGGAGGCCAACGUGGAGCUUCUUCGCCUCUUCCUGGACCAGCCCGACUCCUUAUCUGUCAUAAAUGAGAAGACAUACAAUGGAAACACCGUGCUCCACGUAGCCAGCUCCCUGCAGGGCCGGGUUGCCCAAGUGGAUGCUGUCAAGCUGCUCAUGCGCCGUGGUGCCGACCCCAGCGCCAAGAACCUGGAGAACGAGCAGCCCAUCCAGUUGGUUCCGGAGGGACCCCAGGGGGAUCAGGUGGGUCACUGCGCUAUCCAUCUCAGUCCUCAAUAUUCCUCUGUGUCAUCUGUACCUAACAUCACACCAUCAGGUGCUCUAUACAUUCUCAGCACACCUUCCUCAGGCACACAUGAUUGACUCCAAUUUUCAAGACAUCAGCCCCCUUGUCUUAGUCUACUGAUGACUCCUUCCAGUUCAUAUUCCCUUCCAAGACCCAUUGAUCCGUCUUGAUCUAGUAUACAACCCAGAAUUAUGUACAAUCCACCUGUGAGUACCUUAGGAAUCCAUAAUGAGUUGAGCGGUUGAUGCCGUCAGAUUUGUUGCGUUUUCUCUGCGUCUGUGUCACUCUACAGUCUCUUUUUUGUGCAUUUCCAAGACAGUGAAGCAUCUCCACCUUUGUGUCUGUGUCCAUAGGUACGGAGAAUCCUGAAGGGCAAGGAAUCCCAAAUCCGAUCCAUUCUGUACUAAUCCCGCAUUUGUGAGAAUCACUGUCAGUCAGGCAGUCCCAGUUUGCUGUAAAUAAUCAUUUGCCGGUAUGAGGCAGAUGUCAGUUGUUUCCAUGAAACAAAGUUAUUAUAGUUUGCUGCUGUGCAGUUCAUCAUAAAAAAGGAAAGAAAAAAAAAGUCAGUGAAACGUCUCAGGAUUUAACGGGAUAGUUUAGCGAAAGGGAGUGUGGGGGAAUUUCCAUGGAUCCCUGGUGUAACACCUGGAGUAAUUAACGGUGUGGGGGGGGAUCCAGAUUGGUUAAUCAUCUACAACCAGCAGUCACGUCGGUCAUGUAGGCACCAAGUUAGGAGUUAGCGAUUUACAUGGAAGCAAGUCCGGACAAUGCAGUGGAAAGUAUUCGGCUCUGAUAGUUUGCAGCUUCAUGUUUUACAACCGUUCUAGAUGGUUAUCACGCUAAAAUAAAAACAAUGAAACAUACAAACACUGGCAAGCCGCAGCGUUGACAAUGCAGACGUGCCGCUUCUUUGGGAACAUACAGGAACCGACAGAGAUGCACGCAGAAGUGCAACAAUGACUGUCGCAGACUCUCAGUGACCGUAAUGUCACACCUGUGAAGCGACUGAUCGUGAGAUUACAGGAUUUAAUUGCUGUUCCCAUUACUUGCAAGCAAAGUCUACAAAACUCAUGACAAGCUCCAUCCCAGAAAUGAGUUCUGGUAACUGAACGCCACAGUGUCUGUGAUCUCUGAGACGACAAUUCGCCUAAGCAGUUAGUUUUAUAGCAUCGUAUUGAAACAAAAAAUAUUCCUGCAUUUUAUCUACAGUUUAAUCAAAGAUGAUGUAAAUAAUGGCAAGACAAGUAGAUACACAGAUUUUAUUGUAAUAUGGAUUUUGGAGGUGGGUUUGUUAAUGCACAUAGACUCCGGUAUUAUCUUAAUAAUAGCAGUCCUAGAUGAAACUUCUCUAUGUUGUGAAAGAGUCGGGUUUUCAGUCUGACAAUCGGCUGUUUGCUCAGAUGAUGACGUUCCUCUCUGUAAAAAAGUAUGUCUUGUAGACAAAGAUUUCAUUUUUUCCUGUCUGUGUAUAUAUUUUUUGAUCAUUAAAGAACAAUUGAAUCCAUA